AUGAAACUUUUUGUAGUCAUUAUAUUUGUUCUAUUUAUUUUGUUAAAGAGAUAUAAAUGUUUAAGUAAGAAAAAGAACAGGUGUCAUUAUUUUAUUAAUAGGGAUACUUAUUAUUUAAAAAAAAAAAAAUGCAAAAGGAAAAUACUCAAAUGUAAAGUUGAUGGUAUAGAAUAUAAGGUCCAUGAUUUAGACAAAUCAAUUAAUUUUUAUACAAAUGUAUUAAAUUUUAAAGUUAAUAAAAAGGAGAAGGAUAAUGCUCAGUUGAUAUUAGGAGAUGAUGGGGCUUAUAUAAAAUUAAUUCAAAAGGGGGAGGGAAAUUUUACUAUAGGAGAACAUUCGUUUCUGGGGCUUGGAGUACACUUAAAAAAUUUCGAUAUUAACAAGACUAAGUUGUAUGAAGGAAAGAUUGAUGAAGAAAUAGAUAAGAGGCCAGUUACACCGUGUAUAUUACCAGACGAAGAUGCUCAGGUACGGAGAUUUUGGACAAACUGCUUUAUAACUGACCCUGAUGGUUAUGGAAUUGAAGUAGUUUUGCAAAAUGAGAGCGACAAAUUAGAUAGGAUUCGUUUUUUUACUACGUCAACAAAAGAUGCUCAAAAGUUUUAUUCGGACAUUUUGGGAAUGCAGCUUGUAAAAAUACAAAGUCAUUUAGAAGAAAUUUCGUACCCCUGGAAUAUAUACGGAGGUAUGAGUUAUUAUUUCUCUUCUGAAAAUAAUUCGACCAUACUACAGAUGGCUUAUGCUUACGAUGAAGAAGAGCUGCACAUGGGUAAUUCUCUUGGAAAUUUAAUAUUAUGUUCAAAAAACUUAAAUUUAAUUGAGAAAAAGUUAAAUGAAAACAACAUAGAAGUUAUCAAAAAUGAUAAAGGGGAAAUCUUGGUAAAAGACCUAGACGGAUAUAAUGUUUACUUAAAAGACAAAUAA
This is a messenger RNA of Plasmodium reichenowi, 924 nucleotides long. RefSeq names its product glyoxalase I, putative. The record is from RefSeq and is a predicted model, not a curated record. The transcript has 6 exons. The coding region runs from base 1 to 924 and encodes 307 amino acids. Lineage: Eukaryota; Apicomplexa; Aconoidasida; Haemosporida; Plasmodiidae. Gene Ontology annotation, molecular function: lactoylglutathione lyase activity. Gene Ontology annotation, cellular component: cytoplasm.